Messenger RNA from Penicillium soppii, 2508 nucleotides. RefSeq names its product AP-3 complex subunit beta. The transcript is spliced from 3 exons. Gene Ontology annotation, cellular component: AP-3 adaptor complex; membrane coat. The coding region runs from base 1 to 2508 and encodes 835 amino acids. The record is from RefSeq and is a predicted model, not a curated record. Gene Ontology annotation, biological process: intracellular protein transport; vesicle-mediated transport. NCBI's taxonomy places the organism in Eukaryota, Fungi, Ascomycota, Eurotiomycetes, Eurotiales, Aspergillaceae.
AUGGAAACAAUUUCCAGGAUAUCCUCGAUGCUGGAAACAGCUCGAGAGCUCACGCUAGAGGCCGCCCAGUCCGCUGCCAUCAAUCGAACCUCAAGCACCGAUUAUUCUUCAAAGACAUACAGUCCUGCACAUAUCAAAAAGCUCCUUGAUAGCCGCCAUGAGCGGGAGGUCCUGGAUGGAAUGCGGAGGGUCAUCUCGUUGAUGUACCGGUCCGAGCCAUCCCUCACCUUCUUCUCGGCAGUCGUCAAGAAUGUAGCUAGCGCCAGCCUCGAAAUCAAGAAAUUGGUUUACAUCUACUUGGUCCAUCAUGCGGAGGCCGAACCGGACUUGGCGCUGCUAUCGAUCAAUGCAAUCCAGAAAUCGCUGACAGACUCGAACCCCCAGGUACGAACAAUGGCGCUCCGGACCAUGUCGGGGAUUCGGGUUCCGGUCAUCAGUCAGAUUGUGUCGUUGGCUAUCAAGAGAGGAUGUGGGGAUAUGAGCCCGCAUGUACGCAAGGCUGCCGCUCUGGCUAUUCCGAAGUGCUAUCGUCUGGAUCCAAAUACGCUACCGCAGCUUACGGGAUAUCUUUCGACUCUUUUGGGCGAUUCCCAAUACUUUGUCGUUGGCCCUGCAGUUGCGGCGUUCUUAGAUCUGUGCCCGGAUGAGAUUGGCUUGAUCCACAAGCCGUACCGCAGCCUUGUCAAGAAAAUGGCUGAUAUGGAUGAAUGGAGCCAGCUGUCUACUCUCCGCCUGUUGACAUUUUAUGCGCGUAAAUGCUUCCCUCGCCGAACUCGAAUGGUUAAACAAGCAGACCCUGAGGCAUUUUAUGAUGAUGAGAAGCAGGAACAGGAAAACCAGGACAAUGGCAAGGAACAUGAGGUGCCAGUUCUAGAUCCUGAUCUUGAACUGUUGCUCCGUGCCUGCAAGCCUCUGUUGCAGAGCCGAAACUCCGCCGUCAUUGUCAGCGUUGUCCGUUGCUACCUUUAUCUUGCCCCAUCUGAAUAUAUCGCCUCGGCUGUUGGACCCCUUGUGGCGCUUUUGCGGACUCCCCAGGAUAUGCAGCACAUUGCUUUAUACAACAUUGUUGCAGUGGCCCUGAGAAUGCCCAAACCUUUUGCCAAAUAUGCAGCCCACUUCCUCGUUCACGCCAAUGACCCACCACAUAUUUGGCGCCUCAAACUAGAGGUGCUAACUAUUUUGUUCCCGCAUUGUGGAAAGCACUGGAAGGGUGUUAUAAUCAGCGAAUUGGAGCACUUCUCUAAAAGUGCAGACCCUGAGCUGGUGCGUGAGAGUGUUCGUGCUAUUGGUCGUUGUGCUCAAGGAGAUACAUCCACCGCAGAGAAAUGUUUGCGGAUUCUGCUUGGCCAGAUCUCCAGCUUGGACGGAAAUCUUGUGUCAGAGUCAUUGACUGUCAUUCGUCACUUGAUUCAACAAGAUCCAGCCUCGCAUAAGAAGACGGUUCUACAACUCGUCAAGAACCUUGGCACAACGUCCCAUCCGGAUGCUCGAGCCACCAUUAUUUGGCUGAUUGGCGAAUUCGCUGGUGUGGAACCCGAAAAUAAUAUUGCACCCGAUGUGCUACGCAUCCUGAUCAAGGGGUUCGCAGAUGAGAUGGAAAUAGUUAAACAACAGAUCGUGCUGCUCGGUGCUAAGGUGUACCUUCAUCAUCUCUUGCGGAACCCACCAGAGGAGAACUCAGAAGCGCCGGCAUCAACAGAAUUGGCAGAAAAGUCCACUAGCCAGAAGGAGUUUCACAACGAAUGGACUGACAAUAAAACCGAAGGGCAAGACAAUGCCGAUCAGCCCAAAGAGAGCAAAGAGGAAACUGAAGAACCCGAAGCAAAGCAAGCAGAAGAAGAAGCAGAAGACCGAAUCACCUUACUAUGGCGAUAUAUCCUUCUUCUCGCCCGCUACGACACAUCUUACGACCUCCGUGAUCGCGCUCGUCUCUACAAAAACCUCCUAGAAACGCCUUCCUCAACCCAGCUCGCCAACCUCCUCCUGCUGGCCCCAAAACCAGUUCCUCACGCCCCCAGCCCAUCAGAGACACGUAAAGACCUUCUUAUCGGCUCUGCCACGCUAGUCGUAGGCUCCGAAGCAGGAUACCACGGUUUGCGAGGUUACAACAAUCUACCAGACUGGGUUGUAGCAGGACAAGAGCCAGACCCCAGUCUUCGCGUUGAUGACAUGAAACCCGACGCCUCCAGCAACCAGACGUCCACCGCGGGUGAUCGUCUUGAUAAAGCGCUUCGCGAGCAUCAGUCCACCGCUGUAUCGAGUCGGGUCCGUAAUGCGGCCAUGGGCGUUGACCCGACUGGGAAGAAGACGCUUGAUCAGUGGCUGCAGGAGGAGGAAGAGGAGACAGAGACAGAGUCUGAAACGGAGUCUGAGGAAGAAAGUGGCGAGGAGGAAACUGACUCGGAGGAUGAGUCUAGUUCAGAAGGGGACUCUGAGGAGGAAUCUGAAGAAGAAACAGAUUCUGAAAGUGAAGCUGUGCAUAAAGAGGCUCAGCAGUUGCUUGGUUAG